AAAUCUUAGACAAUCUUAAUCUGGCUCUGCCAUGUUUUUUCUUUGCCUCACCACUGAUUUAACACGUCAUUAUUAACCUCAAGAGACGAUGAACAACCACAUUUUGUUUCGUAAUGGAAAUUUACUUGAAUAAUAUCUUUAUUUACUACAAGUAUAUGUUAUACAGACCAUAGCUAACAUCAAUAACAUAAUACUAUAUAGAAAGUGACUUGUUAUGUUCAGCAUUCAGGGUAAAUUAGGUCAGUUUUGUCCUAGGAUGCAACCCACACCAGUCAACUAACACCCAGGUACCCAUUUUAAUAAAUUGAUGGAUGACCAGGGACAGCAGGUGUCUUAUGGAAACACGUCCCUAAUGUUUUGCAGCCGUGCCGGAGGAGAUUCGAACUCCGGACCUCAGUGUGUGAGCUGAGUGUGCUAGAGAUCGAGCUACGGGACACCUUACUAAUAAUGAUUGUUAAACCUGAUUGCCUCAAAUUCCCCAUUCACUUUAUUAUCUGUGGAAACUUAUUUGGCCCCGAAGUUCCAAAAGGCAAAUACGCCGUAUGAAGGCCCUAACAUGUCACGGAUGGAACGUCUGAGUUGGCGGGCCCUUACAUCUACCCAAAACACACACGUACACCCGGGUGGCGAAGGUGGUUGGAAGACACCACUCAUUAAACCUGUCAUAACACCACGAUUUGCUGUGGCUUGCUCCUUGGAUCAAAUGAAGCAACUGGGCCAGCUUGCCAAAAAGCAUGACUGUCAUAUCCAGACUCAUUUAUGUGAAACACAAGCAGAGGUUACCUGGAUUCAAGAGCUUUUUCCUUGGUCAAAGUCUUACACUGAUGUUUAUGACACUGCAGGACUGCUUGGAGCAAAGACCAUCAUGGCACAUUGUGUGUGGAUGGAAGAGCAGGAGUUGAAACGACUGAAGGAAUGUAAUACAGGGGUGGCUCACUGCCCCAAUUCAAACAUAUCAAUUCGUUCUGGGCACUGUGACGUCAGACAACUUAUUUGUCGAGGAAUUAAAGUUGGACUUGCAACAGACUGUUCUGGAGGAUAUAGUUCUUCUAUGUUGGAUUCCUUCGACGGGCACUGGAUUGUGUCUAAGAGUAUGUCCAUACAGCGUCAGAAUUACCAGUUUCUCACCUUGCCUGAAGUCUUCCGUUUAGCUACACUUGGAGGAGCUCAAGUGGUAAACAUGGAAGAUCGCAUUGGUAAUUUUGAAAUUGGUAAAGAGUUUGAUUCACUUUUGAUCGACUUCGAGGUUCCUAGGUCACCUCUGGACAUCUUUGACAAGGAUACACUGGAGGACAAGAUCCAUAAGUUCCUUUACAAUGGUGAUGAUCGCAACAUUGUUCAGGUAUAUGUGGCUGGCCGGUGUGUCAUCAACAACAAAAACUGUUACCACAGUUGUGAACUGUUGCAGCCACAGUAUUAAGACAGAGUCUACACUUGACAAACUUUUUUUUUUUCAACGUUAGCAACUGUCUCCCACUGAGGCAGGGAUCAGACCCUGAUCCACUGCAAGGCCUGGUCAUGGACUGGGCCGCAGAA
This is a messenger RNA of Cherax quadricarinatus, 1536 nucleotides long. NCBI's taxonomy places the organism in Eukaryota, Metazoa, Arthropoda, Malacostraca, Decapoda, Parastacidae. The record is from RefSeq and is a predicted model, not a curated record.